UAGAGGGUCAUGAGGCUAAAAAACGUUCCCAGUGGUCUCUCUACCCCAUCCUCUAAAUUUAGAAGCGCUGCCAUAUCCUCGCUCCAUCCUCCAAAUAUAGAGGAGGAAGCCACGACCAUCGAAAGCAAAAUUGCUGCUCGCGCUCUUCUUCCCGCGCGCAUCUGGAGAGCAGAAAAGGAGGCGGGAGCGUCUCCCGCGAAAUCGCCGUCGCCGUCGCUCCACUCCGCCGGCCAGAUAAAUGGAUAACUCACAGACGGAUGACAUUGGGUUUUUAGACAUGUUGAAUGGGGGAUCAGGUGAAGUGAAUUGGAGUGGCACACAAUAUUCUAGCCCAAUCAGUGAACAAGAGAAGAUGCCAACUCCGGAUGUUUCUGUUGUUUCUGCAUCUGCAUUUGCAAAAUCAAAACAAAAGAAGGCAAAAGCACCGUCGACGAAAGGGAAAAAUUGGUCUAGCGAUGAAGACAAGGUGUUGAUAGCGGCAUGGGGAAACACUAGUUUGGAUGCGGUGACCGGGACAGAUCAAAACUCAAGUUGUUAUUGGAAUAGGAUUUUAGAUUACUACAACUUGCAUAAGGACCCGUCAUGGCCCGAGCGUAAUUAUAAUGCAGUCAAUUGCCGUUUCACUGUUAUUUCAGCGGCCACAAGCAAGUUUUGUGGAUGUCUUCAGCAGAUAUUAAACCUGAAUGAAAGCGGAAGGACUCUCAACCAGAAGCAAACAGAUGCUGAACUCAUGUACAUGUCUUUGGAUCCUGAAAAGAAGCCAUUCAAACUAAUGCAUUGCUAUGUAGAGUUUGAGAAGUACCCAAAGUGGGCGACACGUACAGUUCCUCAGAAAAAACAAAAGAAAACCUCCGAUGCAAGUCCAGGUUCAACCUCCAAUGAUGAAGAUUUUGUGGUAUGCACAGAUGCUUUAGAAAACGAGAAAAGACCUCGUGGUACCAAGUAUGCGAAAGAACAAAGAGAUAAAGCCUCCGAUGGUAGUGCUGUCAAGUUGUCAUUGGAAACCGUAUGGGCACAGAAGUUAGAGAAAGAUGAUAUCAAAGAGGCGGCAAAGAGUGCUCGCUAUGCACUAGCAUUUGAGUUGCAAAAAAAGCAGAUUGAAUUGAAAGAGAGGGAGGAUGCAAGGCAAGAGAGGGAGGAUGCACGGCAAGAGAGGGAGGAUGCACGAAAACAGUUUGAAUUGGAAGAGAAAAUCAUGCUCACGGACACUAGUGGUAUGAAUGCUGCACAACAGCAAUUCUACAAAGGCAAGCAGGAUGAGAUCAUCGCUCGCCGACACCACUAGUUUAUGUAUGAUAGCUUCCUACUACAUUAGCUGUGUCAACUACUAGUUUAUGUAUGAUAGCUUCCUACUACAUUAUUAUUACAUCACUCGUGUCCAAACUUUUGCCAAAGGUGCUCAACUAUAUCAUCUUGAAGCUGAAAAUGAUCAUGUUGGUUUCUAA
Messenger RNA from Lolium perenne, 1445 nucleotides. RefSeq names its product glutathione S-transferase T2. Lineage: Eukaryota; Viridiplantae; Streptophyta; Magnoliopsida; Poales; Poaceae. The record is from RefSeq and is a predicted model, not a curated record.